Messenger RNA from Coregonus sp. 'balchen', 16849 nucleotides. The record is from the annotation of a GenBank genome assembly. Lineage: Eukaryota; Metazoa; Chordata; Actinopteri; Salmoniformes; Salmonidae.
AUGUACAGGCUCUGUUCUACGGAGGCCAUACCACCCCUCCCAGACACCCAGCCCAAACCUGCACCCACCUCCCAGGGCCCAGAGCCCCACUGCUGCCCAGGUCCCAGCCCAAGCCCAAGAGGGAUGGAAGGUUCCGGCUCCAUGGAGCCCAUAUCCCCUAAGCCAAAUAUCCAGACAGAGAACAGCAUCACUGACCCUGACACACUUGUCUUAAUCCACCCCCCCCAGGGGCCAGUGGCCCCCCAUCGCCCCUGCCCCAGUCAUAAAAGGAUACAUGGUGUUGGUAUUGGUAUCAGUGUUGGCCCUAUGGAACCUAUACCUCUUCACUCAAAUACCCAGGCCAGCGUCACCGACCCUGACACACUUAACCUAAUCCAGGAGACGCGACAGAUUACCCAUAAAAGUGACACAGCGGAGGACAAUGUGACUGACCGUCGCUGUGACACACACGUCUUAAUACUAGUCACCCAGGAUCCGGUGACAGGACUCCUACACCACCACCACCAGGUUAGGACAGAGAAAGAGGACGUGGCCCGGUCAGAGGGGCUAGCACCAGGCCACCGUGAUGAGACACCACCACCUGUCGAUGCUUAUUGGGUCUUAUGUGAUAGCAUCACUAGUGUGACACACGAUGGGACAGAGGGAGCUAGUUUAAAGCCCUCAGAGGAAAACAAUGACAGUCCUAAGGAGUUGUGGCUGGACGCGUGCCAGUACCAGGGCCUGGCAGCUGAGGACGGGGAGGGGGAGGAAGGGGCUAUUUUGGGUGGGGACGAGUGGGGCCUUUAUCCUAUCAGAGGCAGCAGUGUCACAGAAUGUCCGGACAACACAAAGGAGUCGGGUUUCCUACUGGGAACAGACGCUGCUAUUGGUCAGGGAGGCUGUGACUCGGACCAGUGGUUGUCUGUGCCACCUUUUGAUAGGUCUGUGUCCACUGACAGCUGGUACAGCGCAUUCUCCGACUGGGCUGUCAUAGUCACUGGAGGAGGACUGCGGCCUGAAGACUUUACAGGAACCGCUGCACUCACACAGCAACAGGGACAGGCACAAGCAUAUCCACAGACACCCAUGGCCAUCCAACACCAGUCAGUGGAGCCCCGAGCCAGCCCAGAGAGCCCCAUCCUCACUGGACCAGAAGAGCUGCUGGUAGUGGGUAGCCUCCAGGACAGGGAAGGGGAAGACACCCAGACAGAGUCCCACAGCGAGUGGAUAUCAUCAGCAGGGCAGGGAGAUCAGGAGCCUGGAGGAGACCUGGUGAUCACCGAGGAUGACUGCUCUGCCUAUCCCACAGAUAGCCACUCAACCCUGGGUUCAUUGUCUGACACACUGGCCUCUCCCACCACCAAACUCUACGGGCUGGAGUUCAAUACGACUGAGGCGGUGCUGGCUUUUCGCCCAUGUCCUUUUCCUCAGCCGCCUCGGGUUACUUGGCCACAAAUGCUGCUCCUGUGGGGAGAGAUGUGUUGGACAUGGAGAUAGACAUUGAUAUUAGCCAUAAGAGAGACAGUUAUUUACAUGACGACAGUGUUGGCAGAUUUGAGAGCCAAAAUACCUCCCUGCAAAAGUCAGAGGUAAGAUUUCAAGUUUAUUAUGUUAUUUGAUUUAGAUAUUGUAGUGGUUGAUCAACAGACGUGGAUUUGUUUGUUUACAAUUGCAUGGUGGUGCAUGUUGACACUUAACAAAAUCUUUGGUUAUUUCUGUGAAAUGAUUUUCUUUUUCGAGACGGGGAAAGUACGUUUUUAGACUUACUAACCUAAGCACGCAACAGCAGCAUGUACUGCCACACACAAACACUUUCACUAGAGUUAUGUCUUUCUGUCUGUCAGAAACUAACCCUGAGGCGACACUCACCUUUAUCAUAUACUAUUAAUAGUCCACAACAUCAAUUACACUGCAACCUGAAACAUCAUCACAACUUUCAGGAUUCCAUACCUUCACAGCCACCCCAGCACUGAGAGAGAGAGAGAGCAGAGUAUAGGAAACUCUUCUGUAGGGCAGAGCACUAUUCUGAAGGGCAGAGCACUAUUCUGUAGGGCAAAGCACUAUUCUGUAGGGCAAAGCACUAUUCUGUAGCCAGUGGCACGUAGUCCGACUGAGGACUGAGGGUGAUCUGAAACAGCCUAGCCAUCCUGGUCACUGCAGUAUGUGGUUUCAUCACACUGACGAGUCAGUGUGAAGAGGUGUUAGUAGUAUCUGUCCUUGAUUUCUAUCUGGGACUAGCUCGUGGGUAUCUCGGGAGCUAGCUCUGGCUAGCUGGACAUUAGGCCUGGGGCUAUCUUGGGAGCUAGUCUGGCUAUCACUGGGAGCCUAGCGUCGUGGGCUAUUCUGGGAGCUAGCUUCUGGGCUUAUCUCUGGGAGCCUAGCUCUGGGCUAUCUCUGGGAGCCUAGCUCUGGGCUAGCUCUGAGGAGCAGCUAUGGGCUAUCUGGGAGCCUAUCUCGGGCUAGUUCUGAGAGCCUAGCUCUGGGGAGCCUAUCUCUGGGCUAGCUCUGGGAGCUAGCUUGGGAGCCUAGUCUAUGAGCCUAGCUCUGGGAUCUCUGGGAGCCUACUCUGGGCUAUCUCUGGGAGCCUAUCUCUGGGCUAGUUCUGAGAGCCUAGCUCUGGGAGCCUAUCUCUGGGCUAGCUCUGGGAGGCUAGCUUUGGGAGCCUAGCUCUAUGAGCCUAGCUCUGGGAUCUCUGGGAGCCUACCUCUGGGAGCCUUGCUCCAGGAGCCUUGCUCUGAGACUGACAGCUGGGCCUGGCCCUGUGGAGUGGUCUGAGGAAACGAGAGGCCUAGAAAAACCUCAGAUAGACAGAACAGAAAUGGCAUCUCUAAUUAUAGUGGGUGUUUGAUGAUAAUAGCACGCAUCACAGGAGUGGGGUGGGGGGGAGGGGGGGGAGGGGAAGCACAGAAAAGGAGUGAAAUAAAAGAGCAGAUCAAGAUCUCCAACCAGGAGAAGGAGAGAAGGAGAGAGAGAGGAAGAGAGAGAAGAAGAGAAGAGAGAGGAGAGAGGAGAGAGAGAGAGAGAGAGUAGAGAGAGAGAGAGAGCGGAGAGAGAGAUCGGAGGCGCGCGAUCGCGAACGAGGUAAUCUAUCGCUCUCUCUCUCUCCUCUUCUCUCUCUCUCUCUCUCUCUCUCUCUCUCUCACACACACACACACACACACACCUUCAGAGCAGUCUAACAAAGCUCACUCACUGGGUUAAAGGCCUGGGAGGAUAAAGGGACACUUUUAUUGGCUUAAACAUUUUGAGCUGCGCAGUUAGUAGAGCACUGCCUAUAACAGUCUAUAGACCAGACCACUCCCACAUUUACAGUAGGUUAUAUUUAACAGUCUAUAGACCAGACCACUCCCACAUUUACAGUAGGUUAUAUUUAAGGCAGUGGACUCUGACCGACAUAAUGGAAGUUUUAGAUAGAAAGAUAUGUUUACGAGAAUCUAUGAUAACAAAUAUAUGAGAAAUAAGUAUGAUUUAGAUAGGUGUCUUCUGGAAAGGGGAGUUAACAAUGUUUACCCUUCUUUAUUAACUAACCUGCUACUAACUAUAUAUACAGUGGGGAAAAAAAUUAUUUAGUCAGCCACCAAUUGUGCAAGUUCUACCACUUAAAAAGAUGAGAGAGGCCUGUAAUUUUCAUCAUAGGUACACGUCAACUAUGACAGACAAAAUGAGAAAAAAAAAUCCAGAAAAUCACAUUGUAGGAUUUUUAAUGAAUUUAUUUGCAAAUUAUGGUGGAAAAUAAGUAUUUGGUCAAUAACAUACGCUUCUCAAUACUUUGUUAUAUACCCUUUGUUGGCAAUGACACAGGUCAAACGUUUUCUGUAAGUCUUCACAAGGUUUUCACACACUGUUGCUGGUAUUUUGGCCCAUUCCUCCAUGCAGAUCUCCUCUAGAGCAGUGAUGUUUUGGGGCUGUCACUGGGCAACACGGACUUUCAACUCCCUCCAAAGAUUUUCUAUGGGGUUGAGAUCUGGAGACUGGCUAGGCCACUCCAGGACCUUGAAAUGCUUCUUACGAAGCCACUCCUUCGUUGCCCGGGCGGUGUGUUUGGGAUCAUUGUCAUGCUGAAAGACCCAGCCACGUUUCAUCUUCAAUGCCCUUGCUGAUGGAAGGAGGUUUUCACUCAAAAUCUCACGAUACAUGGCCCCAUUCAUUUUUUCCUUUACAAGGAUCAGCCCCAAAGCAUGAUGUUUCCACCCCCAUGCUUCACAGUAGGUAUAGUGUUCUUUGGAUGCAACUCAGCAUUCUUUGUCCUCCAAACACGACGAGUUGAGUUUUUACCAAAAAGUUCUAUUUUGGUUUCAUCUCACCAUAUGACAUUCUCCCAAUCCUCUUCUGGAUCAUCCAAAUGCACUCUAGCAAACUUCAGACGGGCCUGGACAUGUACUGGCUUAAGCAGGGGGACACGUCUGGCACUGCAGGAUUUGAGUCCCUGGCGGCGUAGUGUGUUACUGAUGGUAGGCUUUGUUACUUUGGUCCCAGCUCUCUGCAGGUCAUUCACUAGGUCCCCCCGUGUGGUUCUGGGAUUUUUGCUCACCGUUCUUGUGAUCAUUUUGACCCCACAGGGUGAGAUCUUGCAUGGAGCCCCAGAUCGAGGGAGAUUAUCAGUGGUCUUGUAUGUCUUCCAUUUCCUAAUAAUUGCUCCCACAGUUGAUUUCUUCAAACCAAUCUGCUUACCUAUUGCAGAUUCAGUCUUCCCAGCCUGGUGCAGGUCUACAAUUUUGUUUCUGGUGUCCUCUGACAGCUCUUUGGUCUUGGCCAUAGUGGAGUUUGGAGUGUGACUGUUUGAGGCUGUGGACAGGUGUCUUUUAUACUGAUAACAAGUUCAAACAGGUGCCAUUAAUACAGGUAACGAGUGGAGGACAGAGGAGCCUCUUAAAGAAGAAGUUACAGGUCUGUGAGAGCCAGAAAUCUUGCUUGUUUGUAGGUGACCAAAUACUUAUUUUCCACCAUAAUUUGCAAAUAAAUAAAUAAAAAAUCCUACAAUGUGAUUUUCUGGAAAAAAAAUUCUCAAUUUGUCUGUCAUAGUUGACGUGUACCUAUGAUGAAAAUUACAGGCCUUUCUCAUCUUUUUAAGUGGGAGAACAUGCACAAUUGGUGGCUGACUAAAUACUUUUUUUCCCCACUGUAUAUAUACAGCAUAUUAUAUAUACAUCGCAUGCGAUUCGUAAUAAAACUAAGCAAUUAGCCUAUUAAAAUGUUUCUGUUUAUCUGAGUCCCUAAAGAUAAAUAGUAAUAUGCAAGAGACUAUGGUUGAGUUACAGUAGUAGGCUAUGAAGAAAUGUCUGAGAAUGGAAUUCUAAAUACAAGUGUUUUUAAUAACUUUGUAAAAUGAAUGGAUUCACAUACAAGGCAUAAAGCUUAAGUUACAAAGCAAUAACAAGCAUUACAAGGAAUUAUUCUAAGCAUAUAGAUCCUGAGGUUAAUUUACAAGACAAAGCAUAAACAAAGCAAUGCUUACUAGGCCAGAGGUCUAGAAGCCUAGGAAAUGAGAAUUGAUCAUACAACCUUCCUCCAUGGACUGGAUACAGGAUAAGAGAGAGAACGAAAGGUAUUUAAUUCCAUUUAUAACAUCUGAAGGUGUGACCUUUCAACCCAAAACCAAUCACCACUGACCAAUCAAACGAUAACAAGUUUACAGUGUAACCUGACCACCAAGGCCCAGUCUCCACAGGAUGUUACAUCAUCUAAGAGCUUGUGUGGGGGAUGAGACCUAUGUAAAUAAGACAGAUGUUACCACAGAGAUCAUACAUCCAUAUAGAUAGCAUCAGAGUUACCCUCAGAGAACAAGUUUCAGAAAGAUACCAAACAUGGAUACUAAAUCAUUAUUCUAUCACUCAUUCAACAGUCAGUCCUCUGGAUACUGUAACAGAGAGAUACAUGUUGUCCCCUCAGAGGGGGAGGGGCUGACUAGUCUUUGGGCGUUGUCCUUUGUGCUUUCCUUGUGUUCCUGGACCAUUUGCCGAGCCUACACCUUCGGUGACUAUUGAACCAUUUGAAACUUUGUUUAUUUCUCCCCAUGCAGCACCUUAGAAAUGCAGUGCGGAAUGUGACAGACGACAGCGUCUCUCAGCUGGGCGGCUUGUUCAUUGAGGGGGAAGGUGAAGAGAGAAGUUAUGGGUCGGUGAGCGUCUCCGGUUACCCUUCCAGUAGCAAGGCACAUCAGGUGGAAUAUGUGUGUGGCGACGAGAGACAUCAACAGUCAACAAAGGAGUUUCAAUGCAUCACAGACUCUAACAGGAACACACACGUGCCGGCACACAGAGACACACCGUCCCGGGACACUAAGGCGGACAUACACGUGUCCCCCAACACGGACAGGCAGGACCUCCAAGAGAUAGAGGGGAAGACGCCACAGUGGGGGAAUCCACCGUUUUUAAUGCCUGUUAUGCCUUUAGCACCUCUGAGUCUCAGCGUGGGCCGAUCUCUCUUUUGCCGGAUGAACAGCUCUUUGGAAGGGGACACCAUCCAAGCCGGUCCUAAGAGCGCACUACUCAAUGAGCAGAAGGGUCAGAGUUGUGCGUUUAUACAAUCUAAUGUGCCCCGACUGCCCGUUUUGCCCGCCUGUUUCCGAAGGAACAUUGAUAAGAAGACACCUGUGGUAAACAAAGAAGAAAAACUGUUGUUGACGAGAACAAAGAGGGAUAUAAGUUCUGGAGACACAACAUCAGAGGACAAGGGUGGAAAGUUGACCAUUUGCUCUGGUCGGAAUCUGAACAGACACUUUCCAGCAUCGUCUUCGUCAAGUGAGGAAUCAACAGCAUCUUGGUCUCUUGACAGAAAUAAAAACAUCACAGUCCCACAUGAGGUCAGCUCCCUCGGUAAAGAACUCUCCAACUGUAUCAUUGUGACCGGUGAUCAUUUGAUGAUCUCAGAGAAGGAACGUGUUGCAUACGUUACUCUAGACCAGGAUAACCCUCUAGACUCCAGAACGUCCUUGUUGAAACAAAUACAGUCAGACAGAAAUAAAGAACCCAACCACUAUGUUACAGCAGACCUAAAGAAGGGCUCCAAGAUGCCUCAUAAAACCAGAACACACUCCAAGAAAGACAAGCCAGCUGGGGUUCACCAUCUGGCCCCACCAACCUUCAGAACACAGGAGAACCUACCGCUCGGAUCUAACAUCAAAUGUGACCCCCUAACACCAUGCGACGAUGGCGACAAUGGAUCUGUGACUGUCAUGGAGACUAUUGUCAUAACAGAGAAUGUUAACACCAAAGGCCACGCCCAUGGGAAGAAGAAGAAACACUCUGGGAAACACUCCCAGAAUGCAACAGUGAAGAGCGAAGGGGUGGAGCCUCUGGUUGAGGUGGAGAACAGGGCUAAACAGAAGAUCACUGCCAAGGGGAAAAUAGACAUCUUCGAUGCCAAAUUUGGACCCAAGGCUGGGAAAACCAAAGAUAAGACUACAGCAGCUCUGUCUUGUAAGAAGGACAGUGUUCAUUCAGAUAGCGCUCAGAAACAACCUGGUGUGAAAUCUCUGGUUGAUGCUUCUGUCAUCAGCCAAGGCGCCACAGUGAGUGACCCUUCAUCCAAGUUGCUCCAGUCUACCACCUCCAUUGGCCAGCAGCCCAAUGAUGAUGUCAUCAAGCGGCGCCGUCUGUCUGAGGACAAGUUUGGUAAGCACGAAACCAAGGCUGCUGUUGAGACGACUCGUAGGAAGGCCUACAGCGAAGUACUGAAACAGAGAACACAUCAUGCACCAAAAGAAGGUGGGAAUGCACUGCAGUAUACUAUUACACAGACAUGGGUUCAAAUGGUAUUUGUUUUCUUUCAAAUACUUUGAGCGUUUGAUUGAGCCUACUUGGAGUGGGCAGGAUUUGCACUUGAAACUAUUCCAUUGGUUCGAUUUUGAAGCUUAACUAUUUAAAAGAAAACAAGAAAACAAUUUGAGCCCAUGUCUAGUGUUAUGAUAACUACUCCAAAAUGAUUAUAAACCAUAAUAUCAAUUUUCUGUGUAAUUCUUAGACAUAUGUGUGUAUUUUGUUUCAGUGCCCAGAGUGGUGCAGCGGAUCCAGGCAGUGCCUGUCAGUGACGAUCCUCAGAGCCUCAGUCUAGGGUGUCAGUUCACGGCUGUCUUUACUGACUACACCGUCACCUGGACCAGAGAGGGGGCAGUGCUGGCUGAGAUCAAGAGAAGGUAGAAGUCCUGAUUUGAUUUGACAGUAUAUUAUACUGUCCAUGCCCUUAAAUAUUCCUAUGGGAGAGCUAGUUACCCUAACCUGUUACCAUAUUUCAGUGUUUCUCAAAUAUCUUCUAGAGUACUCCCAGACAUUCCAUUUAUUUGAUCUAUUUCAGUACUUACAGUGCAUUCGUAAAGUAUUCAGACCCCUUGACUUUUUUGUUACAUUACAGCCUUAUUCUAAAAUGGAUUAAAUCGUUUUCCCCCCCCUCAUCAAUCUACACACAAUAACCCAUAAUGACAAAGCAAAACAGUUUUUUAGAAAUUUUUGCAAAUGUAUAUUUAAAAAAAGACGGAAAUAUCACAAUUACAUGCAUACAUACUCAGUACUUUGUUGAAGCACCUUUGGCAGCGAUUACAGCCUCGAGUCUUCUUGGGUAUGACGCUACAAGCUUGGCACACCUGUAUACACCUCCCUAGUGACGCAGUGGUCUAAAGCCAGUAGAGAUCCUGGUUCGAAUCCAGGCUCUGUCGUACCCGGCUGCGACUGGUAGAUCCAUGGGGCGGCGCACAAUUGGCCCAGUGUCGUCCAGGGUAGGGGAGGGAAUGGCCGGCAGGGAUGUAGCUCAGUUGGUAGAGCAUAGCGUUUGCAACCUCAGGGUUGUGGGUUCGAUUCCCACGGGGGGGGCCAGUAUGAAAAAUGUAAAAAAAUAUGUAUGCACUCACUAACUGUAAGUUGCUCUGGAUAAGAGUGUUUGCUAAAUGACUCAAAUGUAAAUGUGGCUGGGCCACUCAAGGACAUUCAGAGACUUGUCCCGAAGCCCCUCCUGCGUUGUCUCUGCUGUGUGCUUAGGGUCGUUGUCCUGUUGGAAGGUGAACCUUCGCCCCAGUCUGAGGUCCUGAGCACUCUGGAGCAGGUUUUCAUCAAGGAUCUCUGUACUUUGCUCCAUUCAUCUUUCCCUCGAUCCUGACUAGUCUCCCAGUCCCUGCCACUGAAAAACAUCCCCACAGCAUGAUGCUGCCACCACCAUGCUUCACCGUAGGGAUGGUGCCAGGUUUCCUCCAGACGUGACGCUUGGCAUUCAGGCCAAAGAUUUCAAUCAUGGUUUCAUCAGACCUGAGAAUCUUGUUUCUUAUGGUCUGAGAGUCCUUUAGGUGCCUUUUGGCAAACUCCAAGUGGACUGUCAUGUGCCUUUUAUCGUCUCCCAUCUCCAUAGAGGAACUCUAAACCUCUGUCAGUGACCAUCGGGUUCUUGGUCACCACCCUGACCAAGGCCCUUCUCCCCCGAUUGCUCAGUUUGGCCGGGCGUACAGCUCGAGGAAGAGUCUUGGUGGUUCCAAACUUAUUCCAUUUAAGAAUGAUGGAGGCCACUGUGUUCUUGGGGACCUUCAAUGCUGCAGAAAUGUUUUGGUACCCUUCCCCAGAUCUGUGCCUCGACACAAUCCUGUCUCGGAGCUCAUCGGACAAUUCCUUUGACCUCAUGGCUUGGUUUUUGCUCUGACAUGCACUGUCAACUGUGGGACCUUAUAUCAGGAUUCAGGUUCCAGUGACCUUCCAAUCUAGGUCCAAAAUUCAUAUGUUACUCACAGUACCCUGGAAUCAAGUUUGUAGAUAAUCACUUCAGGUGAUUAAUUGGAAACCCAGGAUGUCCUGUGCUAAUUUAACGUCUCCAGCUAAGGGUCUGAAACUCUUAUGUGAAAUAAGGUUUUACACUGGUGCUUCUCUUCUCGACCUAGAUUUGCAGAUUUUGGGGCGUACUCGAGAAGAUUUUGUGUUCAAUUAAUCAUUUAAGAAUGGAGAUCUGUACUGAUUCAAUGUGUCAGAGAAGGUUGGUACUUUCCCAAUCUCCACUGUCUGGAGCUACGCAAGUCACCUAUGUGUAAUGUCUACUGAUCAACUGUGACUAUAACACCUUCCAAAUGACACAUGAUCCAACAUUAAAUCAAGGUGAAUCAAUUUAGUUAGGCAGUUGAACAUGUUGGCUACUGUAGUAUGUUCACAGCUGAAGGUUGAAACAUGUACACUAAUUGAUUAGAUCAUGUAUUUCAUUGGUGAGAUGCAAUUUCUGUGUCAUUGUAGUAGGAUAUUAUUUUUGGCAGAUGGCUGUAACGUCAAAUGUGGGAGGUUGAUGAUUCAGCAUGAUGUGAGGCAGUAAGGCACGUUGUAUAGUAACGCAUGAUUCAACGUGCACAAUGAUCCAUACGUGUAUUGCUUCCAUAGUAAUUCCAACUAUGGGUUGAGAUUAGUUUUGGCCACGUCACGAUUAUUGUGUAAGAGUAUGUAUCUACUUGGACAUAAUAUUGAAAGUUGUAGUACACUGUGUUUCUCGUGUACAUUUCGAGGAUAUUUGGCAGAUAGUUGAACAUCAUGUAUGUGAUUCAGCUGUAUGUUGAGGCAGGUAUAUGUUGAGCAGUGUAUGUUGAUGCAGGUGUAAUGUUGUAGGCAGAAUUAUUGUUGGAGAGUCAGAUGUAGUUGUAGCAGGUAUGUUGAUACAGGUGUAUGUUGAGGAAGGUGCAUGUUGAGCAUGUUAAAGUUAGGCAGGUGUAUGUUGAGCAGAUGUAUGUUGAGGCAGGUGUAUGUUGAGGCAGGUGUAUGUUGAGGCAGGUGUAUGUUGAGGCAGGUGUAUGUUGAGGCAGGUGUAUGUUGAGGCAGAUGUAUGUUGAGGCAGGUGUAUGUUGAGGCAGGUGUAUGUUGAGGCAGGUGUAUGUUGAGGCAGAUGUGUGUUGAGGCAGGAUGUUGAGUCAGAUGUAUGUUGAGGCAGGUGUAUGUUGAGGCAGGUGAAUGUUGAGGCAGUUGUUAAGUUGAGGCAGGUGUAUGUUGAGGCAGUGUAUUGUUGAGGCAGAUGUAUUUGAGGCAGAUGGAUGUUGAGCAGUAUGUAUUUUGAGGCAGUGUAUGUUGAGGCAGUUGUGUUGAGGCAGGAUGUUGAUGUCAGUGUUGAGCAGUGUAUGUUGAGGCAGGUGAUAUGUUGAGGCAGGUGUAGUUGAGGCAGGUGUAUGUUGAGGCAGUUAUGUUGAGCGGUGUAUGUUGAGGCAGAUGUAUGUUGAGACAUAUGUAUGUUGAGUCAGAUGUAUGUUGAGGCAGGUAUAUGUUGAGUCAGGUGUAUGUUGAGGCAGGUGUAUGUUGAGGCAGGUAUAUGUUGAGUCAGGUGUAUGUUGAGGCAGGUGUAUGGUGAAACAGGUGUAUGUUGAGGCAGGUGUAUGUUGAGGCAGGUUUAUGUUGAGGCAGGUGUAUGGUGAAACAGGUGUAUGUUGAGGCAGGUGUAUGUUGAGGCAGGUUUAUGUUUAGGCAGGUGUAUGUUGAGGCAGGUGUAUGUUGAGGCAGGUGUAUGUUGAGGCAGGUUUAUGUUGAGGCAGGUGUAUGUUGAGGCAGGUGUAUGUUGAGGCAGGUGUAUGUUGAGGCAGAUUAUUUGUUUAACACUUUUUUGGUUACUACAUGAGUCCAUAUGUGUUAUUUCAUAGUUUUGAUGUCUUCACUAUUAUUCUACAAUGUAGAUAAUAGUAAAAAUAAAGAAAAACCCUUGAAUGAGUAGGUGUUCUAAAACUUUUGACCGGUAGUGUAUGUUGAGGCAGGUGUAUGUUGAGGCAGAUGUAUGUUGAGUCAGAUGUGUGUUGAGGCAGGAUGUUGAGUCAGAUGUAUGUUGAGGCAGGUGUAUGUUGAGGCAGGUGUAUGUUGAGGCAGGUGUAUGUUGAGGCAGAUGUAUGUUGAGACAGAUGUAUGUUGAGGCAGGUGUAUGUUUGAGGCAGGUGUAUGUUGAGGCGGUGUAUGUUGAGGCAGGUGUAUGUUGAGGCAGGUGUAUGGUGAAGCAGGUGUAUGUUGAGGCAGGUGUAUGUUGAGGCAGAUGUAUGUUGAGGCAGGUGUAUGUUGAGGCAGGUGUAUGUUGAGGCAGGUGUAUGUUGAGUCAGAUGUAUGUUGAGGCAGGUGUAUGUUGAAGCAGGUGUAUGUUGAGGCAGGUGUAUGUUGAGGCAGGUGUAUGUUGAGGCUUGUGUAUGUUGAGGCAGGUGUAUGUUGAGGCAGGUGUAUGUUGAGUCAGAUGUAUGUUGAGGCAGGUGUAUGUUGAGGCAGGUGUAUGUUGAGGCAGGUGUAUGUUGAGGCAGGUGUAUGUUGAGGCAGGUGUAUGUUGAGGCAGUGUAUGGUUGAAGCAGGGUUUUGAGCAUAUUUGUUGAGGCAGAUGUAUGUUGAUCAGUGUAUGUUGACGCAGGUGUUAUGUUUGAGCAGGUGUAUGUUGAGUCAGAUGUAUGUUGAGGCCAGGAUUUGGGAUUUUUGAAGCAGAGUGUGUAUGGUGAGCAGGUGUAUGUUGAGGCAGGUGUAUGUUGAGGCAGGUGUAUGGUGAAGCAGUGUAUGUUGAGCAGUGUAUGUUUGAGGCAGGUUAUGUUGGCAGGUGUAUGGUGAAGCAGGUGUAUGUGAGGCAGGUGUAUGUUGAGGCAAGUGUAUGUUGAGGCAGGUGUAUGUUGAGGCAGGUGUAUGGUGAAGCAGGUGUAUGUUGAGGCAGGUGUAUGUUGAGGCAGGUGUAUGUUGAGGCAGGUGUAUGGUGAAGCAGGUGUAUGUUGAGGCAGGUGUAUGUUGAGGCAGGUGUAUGUUGAGGCAGGUGUAUGUUGAGGCAGGUGUAUGUUGAGGAAGGUGUAGAUUGAGGCAGGUGUAUGUUGAGGCAGGUGUAGGUUGAGGCAGGUGUAUGUUGAGGCAGGUGUAUGUUGAGGCAGGUGUAUGUUGAGUCAGUGUAUGUUGAGGCAGGUGUAUGUUGAGGCGUGGAAAGGUUGAGAGGUGUUGUGAGCAGUGUAUGUUGAGGCGGUGUAUGUUGAGGCAGGUGUAUGUUGAGUCAGGUGUAUGUUGAGGCAGGUGUAUGUUGAGGCAGGUGUAUGGUGAGGCAGGUGUAUGUUGAGGCAGGUGUAUGUUGAGGCAGGUGUAUGUUGAGGCAGGUGUAUGUUGAGGCAGGUGUAGUUGAGGCAGGUGUAUGUUGAGGCAGGUGUAUGUUGAGGCAGGUGUAUGUGAGGCAGUGUAUGUUGAGGCAGGUGUAUGUUGAGGCAGUGUAUGUGAAGCAGGUAUGUGAGCAAGGUGUAUGUUAGGCCAGGUCUAUUUGAGGCCAGGUGUAUGGUGAAGCAGGUGUAAUGUUGAGGCAGGUGUAAUGUUUGAGCAGGUGUAUGAUUAUGAUCAGGUGUCAUGUUGAGGCAAGGUGUAGUUGAGGCAGGUGUAGAUUGAGGCAGGUUCUUUGAAGCAGGUUGUUGAGGCAGGUGUAUGUUGAGGCAGGUAUAUGUUGAGGCAGGUGUAUGUGAAGUCGUAUGUUGAGGCAGGUGUAUUUGACAGGUUAGUAGGCGGUGUAUGGUGAGGCAUUGGUCUGUUGAGGAGUGUGAUUGAGGCAGGUAUGUUGAGGCAAUGGAGUUGAGGCAGGUGUAUGAGCAGGUGUAUUUGGGCAGUGUAGGUUGAGUCGAUGUAUGUUGAGGAUGUAUGUUGAGCAGGUGUAUGGUGAAGCAGGUUGUAUUUGAGGCCGUGUAUGUUGAGGCAGUGUAUGUGCAGGUGUAUUUGAGGCAGUUAUGUUGAGUCAAUGUUUGAGGCAGGUGUAAGAUUGGGAAGGUCGUAUGUUUGAGGCGUGUAGUUAGGCAGGUGUUGUGAGCAGUGUUGUUGAGGCAGGCUGUUACCGGUUAGCAGGUGUAUGUGAGCAGGGUUAUGUUAGGCGUGUCUUUAGGCGGUGUAGGUGAGCGGGUUUUUAAGCACGUGUAGGAGGUCCUCCAGUACACUCUUAAGCGGUUAAUGUACAUUAUUAGGAUGUAUUAUGCGAGUGUAAUGAAUUAGGACCAUUUACACCUGCCUUAGAGGUGUAAUGAGAGCAUUACUUCCUCACCUCGAGGUUAAUGUACACCGUUAGGAGGUACCGUCCUCACUGACGUAGGUAAGUAAGGGUAUGUGACAUGACUUCGAAGUCACCGUGAUGGUUAGGCAUGUGAUUACCUGUCUGGGAACACUGACUGAGAGGGUAAGUGACAUUAGAUUACAUGUAUUACAGGGUAAUGAUUAGGAUCUACCUCCUCGUGAGCCGAGGGUAAGUGACACCUCACCAUGCCUCCAAUAAGAUCUGGGUAGACCUCCCCCCCCUAACUACCUCCUCACCUACGAGUGUAAGACACCUUAGACUACCAUCCUCCCCUACGAGGGUAAGACACCUUAGACUACCUCCUCACCUACGAGGGUCAGACACCUUAGACUAACCUCCUCACCUACGAGGGUAAGACACCUUAGACUACCUUCUCACCUAUGCGGGUAAGACACCUUAGACUACCUUCUCACCUACGAUGGUAAGACACCUUAGACUACCUCCUCACCUACGAGGGUAAGACACCUUAGACUACCUCCUCACCUACGAGGGUAAGACACCUUAGACUACCUCCUCACCUACGAGGGUAAGACACCUUAGACUACCUUCUCACCUAUGAUGGUAAGACACCUUAGACUACCUCCUCACCUACGAUGGUAAGACACCUUAGACUACCUCCUCACCUACGAGGGUAAGACACCUUAGACUACCUCCUCAUCUACGAGGGUAAGACACCUUAGACUACCUCCUCACCUAAGCGGGUAAGACACCUUAGACUACCUCCUCACCUACGAGGGUAAGACACCUUAGACUACCUCCUCUCCUACGAGGGUAAGACACCUUAGACUACCUCCUCACCUACGAGGGUAAGACAUGUAAUACGUCACACACAUAUCCAAGUUUCAAAUUUCAGGUUUUAUUUGCCAUGUGCAAUGAAUAGAUUGGAAAUCUUACUCAACAGGGCUCUCACAAUAAAAACAGCAAUAUACAAAUAUAAUUUGGAAGUUAAUAGCCCUAACUGUUUCUGUCUGUCUCUUUCAAAGUGCUGAGUGAGAUUGUCAUCUUGGCUAAUCCCCAGAAAAACACCACAGGUGAGCAGCGAUCUAAUGUUGAAUUUCAGUUUGAUAUACAGUAUACUUCUGAGACAAGGUGUUAGGUAAGUUCAGAGGUCAUUCAGUGUGGAAGCAUCUAAAUAUGUUAUGCUAUGUUAAUGGUGCUUUCUAAAUGACUGUGUUCCUCUCUCUACCUCAGCUGCUUCCACUGAGCUAGUAGGUGAAGAGGAGGAUGUGAAAUGUUCCCGUCUGCUGUUCAAAGAUGACUUCCUGUCAGAACAGUACUUUGAUAAGAACCAGCCAGCCAGCCUGGUGACAGAGAAGGAACACUUCGGAGAGGGUAUGCACCGGAGGGCCUUCCGGACCAGGCUCAAGGCCGGUAUGGUGACUGUCUUCACCCAGGGCCACCACUGUGUGCUCAAGGUACACAACGCUAUCAGCUACGGGACCAAGAACAAUGAGGAACUGGUUCAGAAGAACUAUAACCUAGCCGUGGAGGUGAGGGUUAAUUUACCUUGAUAUCACCAGACUCAGGGUUAGAGUUAAGGUUAGGGUCAGGGGUACAUUUAGGGUUAGAAAAACAGUUACUCUCACUAUUUGGCAUUGUGUAAUACUGUGACCCAGGGUUGGGGUCAAUUUAAUUUCAAUUCAGUCACUUCCUGAACCCGGUUGUAACCAUCAGCAGAAAUGCUCAGAUCUAACACGUGUGUGUAUUGUGUGAUUCCAGGAGUGCCAUGUUCAGAACACAGCCAGAGAGUACAUCAAGGCCUGGACAGCCGUGGCCCAGACACAGGAAGCCUUCGGAGAGGUUCCAGAGUGAGUAUGACGUCAUCGCUGUCACAUCAUCAGCCUGCAAAUCCCAGUGUCAAAUCCUAGAUGCCAUCUCUUCUCCUGCCGUUGUGUCCUGGUGUCCCACCCAACUUAACCCCUAAACUUCACUCCAGCUCACCUUGUGUUCCAAUCUCUCUGUUCAAGCAAAAACAUGACAUCCUUUUUUUCCCCCCAGUGAAAUAUGCAAUACAGCAACGUUAACCGUCUUGAUUCUUCCUGUUAUUCCUCUUCUAAUCCCCCCCCUCCCCUCCCCUCCCCCCCCCUUCCAGGAUUAUUCCCAUAUACCUGGUCCACCGUCCGUCCAACGACGUCCCGUAUGCCACCCUGGAAGAGGAGCUGAUGGGGGACUUCGUCAAGUACUCUGUCCGGGACGGGAAGGAGAUCAAUCUAAAGAGGAGGGACUCAGAGGCAGGACAGAAGUGCUGUGCCUUCCAGCACUGGGUCUACCACAAGACUGAGGGUAACCUGCUCGUCACUGACAUGCAAGGUAGGUCACUGCAUCUGCACAGUGAGAGCCAAGGUCCAGCCUAGCUACUGUAUUCACAGCAGUUCAAAGAAAGUAGGAGAUGGAAAUAUUAAUAAUAUAUCUACUGUAUAAGCACUUGUGACAACUGCUGCUAUUAAAAAGAGCUUUAUAAAUAACUUUGAUUGAUAUCUAAUUUAUCUCGUUUCAUUCUAGGAGUUGGCAUGAGAUUGACAGAUGUUGGAAUAGCCACAUGUAAGAAAGGGUGAGUAUUGAAAAAUAAAUACAAUACAAAACCUGAUGGUUUAAAUCAAAUGAUAUAAGAACUGUAUUCUCUAGUGUGUAUUGUACACUGUGUCUCACUAACCACAUGCAAUGUCUCUGUUUUCUGUUUUCUAGAUACAAGGGGUUCAAGGGAAACUGUGCCACGUCAUUCAUCGAUCAGUUCAAAGCCUUGCAUCUGUGCAACAAGUACUGUGAGAUCCUUGGACUCAAGUCUUUACAGCCAAAGCCUAAAAAGGCUGUGGCCCAUAAACCCAAGCCAACUCAACCUGCCACAAAGACUAAAAAUACUUUCGUACCCACCCUGAAGAACAAAUCCUGA